AUGGCCUCCCACCGAGUCACCUACCGCCGCCGUAACGGCUACAACACUCGCUCCAACCGGACCCGAGUCAUCAAGACUCCCGGCGGCGACAUCCGCCUUCUGCACAUCAAGAAGCGCGGCACUGCCCCCAAGUGCGGUGACUGCGGCGCCAAGCUCCCUGGUGUCCCCGCUCUCCGCCCCCGCGAGUACUCCCAGAUCUCCAAGCCCCAGAAGACCGUCCAGCGCGCCUACGGUGGUUCCCGAUGCGGUGGCUGCGUCCGUGACCGGAUUGUCCGCGCCUUCCUGAUUGAGGAGCAGAAGAUUGUCAAGAAGGUUAUGAAGGAGCAGGAGGCGAGCCAGAAGAAGAAAUAA
Molecule: messenger RNA, 351 nt
Organism: Trichoderma citrinoviride
Lineage: Eukaryota; Fungi; Ascomycota; Sordariomycetes; Hypocreales; Hypocreaceae
Product: ribosomal protein L34
Exons: 3
Coding region: 1-351 (116 amino acids)
Biological process (GO): translation
Cellular component (GO): ribosome
Molecular function (GO): structural constituent of ribosome
Source: RefSeq, a predicted model, not a curated record